This is a messenger RNA of Magnusiomyces paraingens, 1872 nucleotides long. RefSeq lists its product as uncharacterized. Gene Ontology annotation, molecular function: ATP-dependent DNA damage sensor activity; mismatched DNA binding; ATP binding. Gene Ontology annotation, biological process: mismatch repair. The transcript has 2 exons. The record is from RefSeq and is a predicted model, not a curated record. Gene Ontology annotation, cellular component: mismatch repair complex. Lineage: Eukaryota; Fungi; Ascomycota; Dipodascomycetes; Dipodascales; Dipodascaceae. Bases 1 to 1872 code for a protein of 623 amino acids.
AUGCUACGAGCUUCUGUCAUAAUCACCUCUCCGGUUGCCGUCAUAAAAGAGCUUCUUGAGAACAGUCUGGAUGCCGGUGCAUCUAGUGUGCAAAUCACAAUUGACCAAACAACCCUCGGUUGCGUCUCUGUUUCCGACAACGGCACAGGUAUAGCGCCAACAGACCGUGGAGUUGCAGCCGCAGCCAGUGCCACUUCCAAGAUCCGGACCUACGAAGAUAUUGAAACAACUACCACGCUGGGGUUCCGCGGCGAAGCAUUGGCAGCCAUCGCAGAUAUCUCUGGAAGUUCAACAAGCGGUGGCAUGACGAUGACAACGCGAGUUGCCAGUGAGAAAGUUGCUGUUCAAUGGCGGGUAGAUUGUGGGGGUCGAGCCUUAAGCGGAUCAUUAGCCCAUGUAGCUGCACCUGUGGGUACAAGUGUUACAGUGGAAAACUUGUUUGCACGAUACCCUGUGAGACGCAAGAUUUUGUUAGCAGAGUGCAGACAAACACUUCGAGCAGCGUCGAAGCUUGUUCUUGAAUAUGCGCUGGUGUACCCCAAUGCACGUCUUGAGUUUCGAGUUCGGGAAGUUGGCGGGGUGAGGAGAACUGGGGGCAGCAACCAGACCCGGGUAUACAACUGUGGGCGGACGGCACUUGAGCGGCUUGCUGGGGUAUUUGGGACCAAGGCUGUGAAGCAUUUAAUAAGUGGGGAGAUUUAUGAUUCAGGAGAAGGUGGGGGGACUUGGAAAUGGCGGUAUGUGGUACCUGUGAGGGUGGGAGAUGAGAUGGGGAACGGGACGACUCCGGUAACCAAUGUUUUUGCCAUCAACGGGCGACCGAUGAGGGGGAAGCACGGACAUGCGUUGCGGUUAGUGAAGAGGAUUAACGAGAGGGUUUGCGACCGGCGGGUGUGGGUUGUUUGCGUGGAGAUACCUGAGGGAUGGAUGGAUGUGAAUGUGGAGCCUGGGAAGGAUGACAUUGUGUUGCGAGAUAUUGAGGAGGUUGAAGUGCGGAUUGAAAUGUUUUUGGAGCGAGUAUUGGGGGGUCAAGGGGCUAUACAAGGGUUGGUCAGACCAGUUGAAAAGAUUGUCAGAUCAGUAAAGAGGUCUGCUAUACCAGUUGAAAGGCAAGCAGUUAUAUCAAUUAAAAGACUGGACAUACCAAUUGAAAGACCCGAACCUAAAGAUUGCCGAGUGGUGUUGUCAACGCAAGUAGAAAAGAAACUAGCAAUGUUCAGUGGAGCUAAAGUAGGAUUACAUGAAACCGCAAGACCUAAACCGGCAAUAGUAGCAACCAUCAGAGCCACUCUACCGAGAAUGAAUGCGAUCGGCAAGAGUAUGAGUAGACAUGAUGGGACCAAACAACAAGGUUUACGUGUAAGCGACUUUGAUGCAGUGCGAAGGCACGGACGUGAAAGCACACAAAGGAGAUUUGGACUGGGCGACCUGGGCAAGAAAAAGGUUUGUUUGAGUGUGCAGCCAAGGAGAGAUGAAGAAGGGGGGAAUAAGGAUCAGGAUAUGAAGUAUUUGGUAGAUGCAGCAGCUCGGGCAAAAAAUACGACGCUUGAGAAGUUUCUGGGGCCCAAACGUGGCUUAGAGGUUGUCAAGAAGAUUACGGGGAAAGUUUGCACAAUACAAGAAGGGAAAAAAAAAGAAGAAGAAGAAGAAGAGGAAGAAGAGGAAAAAGAGAUUAAAAUCUACGCGCGGUUUGUUAAAGGCCGAUUGAGAAAGUACGGAAUGGAGGUUGAAAGAAUCAAGGAAAUUGAAGAAAAGGAGUUUGUAGGUAGCGUGGAGGAGGUUUUGGGUAGCUUACUGGGAGAAUUUCAAGCAGUUCAGGAGGUAGUUAAGCCUUGUGGGGGGUUAUGGGCACGGAUAGUUUAUGUUGGUUGA